CAAACAACGGAGGACCCGCCGAGUCUUGCUCAACAGUGUUUGUUUUCAGUGUCGAAAUGGCGUCAUCUUCCAUGAUGGACGCAGUGGGAAGAGCCGUUGUGGGAGUUUGGCGGGCCCACACUACCCUGGACGAGUCGGACGGCGCAGAGAGCUCCCCCGAGGCCUGUGACCGAUUCCACAAGCUGCGCUCCUCGUCCUCCCUCAACUCGCUGCGCAUGUCCCUGCGCAAGCGUCUCCCGCUCCGCGCCGUCCAGGCCAACUCCCUCCCGGAGGAUGCCUGCGACGAGCCCGCCAAGGAGCAGCCCAAAACCAGCGCCGUCCGCAAGCUGACGCGCACCGCUCGGAACUCCAUCAGCGGGGUGUAUCAGAGGUUGCAAAUGAGCAGGGAGUUCUCCCGCGACCAGUGCUUGGUGGGGACGCCGGGUCGCAUCUGUGAGGGGGAGGAAUCCGCCUCGCCGGCGUCUCGUACCCCGAGACGCACCCCCAGGUCCACAACUACGACCAGGCGCACACCAGGCUCCAGAGGGAGGAGGACCCCUGACGGCAACGUUCGUGGGGUGAAGCACGGGGGAGGGAGAAGGCAGCUGGUUCGCAUGGCGGCGCUGCGAAGCCCUUUUGCCUCUCCUAACAUGCAGAAUCAGACACUGAAGUUUGACCAGGAUCUGGAGUCUGUCUCAAGUGGACUCAGGAGGCUUAAACGUCUCUCAAGGGCCUUCGACGAGCUCAUCGGAAGAGAUGAAAAGUGCAAAACAGCAGACGAGAGCGGCAGUUCGACAGCCACGGUGACGAUGAUGAGGAAGCUGGACCCCAGCGGGAAGCUCAGCUGCUCCAACCUGAGCCGCAGAGCCUCACGGGUGUCGGAACAACUUGGCGGCUGGGCCCACGCCGUCCGUAAAUGAGGCCCUCGCUAAGUUUGCAUGCAUUGUAUAGGACCUUUUUUUUUUUUUAAAUGUAUGUAGCCAUGUUAUAAACACCAAGGUGUCCGUUUGUUAGCCAGAGAACACAUAGAAGUGGUAUGGUACCGUGAUAUUACUUAGUAUGUUUUUCCCCCAGAACUCGUCUAUUUUUCAGUGUUAUUUGUUUGUUUACGUGUUACUCGGCUAAUUAGCUAAAUAUGGGUCAACUACCCUGAAGUGUAGCUACCAAAGGUGUUCUUGUUUUUUGAAUGUUUGUCCUCUAGCUGCUAUAACCAAAUGUAUUAGUUACAAUGUUCUAUAAACACUUGUUGUUUUUUUUUAUUUUUUAUUUUUAAUUGGAACCUUUUUACUCGUCUCUGGGAGCUACAUGUUUUUUUUUUUUAAGGAAAAACACCAAAACUAUACCUGUCAAACUAACACUAAGAUCUGUUCAUAUGCAAUAAUUUUACUAAUAUUUGUGUCACUUGUUUUUAUUGUAUGUUUUCCAUAUGUAUGUGCCUUUUUAUACAUCUUUUCUAUCAUUUUUCUGUAUACUGUAUGCCCGAUGUGGGCUCUUAAAAUGUGACCUGUGGGUGAUUUGUGUAGUCUACUCAUUUUAUAAUGUGAUAAGUAAGACUUAAUGGGUCAAAUUGAGCAAUUAUGUGCCAUGUAAAGCAUCCAUAGACCAACUUUCUAAUUACUGGAAGGGGGAAAAAUUGUCAAAAUGUGAAUUAAACUGUCUUUUACAGUAUAUAUGGUCAUUGGUCAUGUUAAAUUACUGUAUUUACAAGUCAUGUAAAAUGGGAAUCAAGGAGAAAACAGUUGCUCAUCUAUGUAUUAUUACAGGACUUCCCAAUUUGGGGUGCAAUAACAUUUCACGGGAUGUGGAAAGUUUAGUUUGGCAAUUUUUUAAUUUUGUAGAUUUUUGGGGGGGGGGGGUGGAUUUCAUUGUUUUCUUUAAAGAACUGCUCUUCUUGUAAAAUAAUUUUUUUUACCUUCAAAAUUCUUUAUUUAAAAUUAUUUUUUUUAA
Messenger RNA from Phycodurus eques (leafy seadragon), 1926 nucleotides. RefSeq lists its product as uncharacterized. Lineage: Eukaryota; Metazoa; Chordata; Actinopteri; Syngnathiformes; Syngnathidae. The record is from RefSeq and is a predicted model, not a curated record. The transcript is spliced from 5 exons. The coding region runs from base 57 to 899 and encodes 280 amino acids.